Molecule: messenger RNA, 1401 nt
Organism: Naegleria fowleri
Lineage: Eukaryota; Heterolobosea; Eutetramitea; Acrasida; Naegleriidae
Exons: 1
Coding region: 1-1401 (466 amino acids)
Biological process (GO): positive regulation of centriole elongation; interkinetic nuclear migration; centrosome cycle
Cellular component (GO): centriole; centrosome
Source: RefSeq, a predicted model, not a curated record
AUGAUGAGCAAUAGUGGCAAGUCAUACAUUGAAAAUAAUACAAACGAAUCCGGUACUAGUAGCAACGGAAAUGUGGAUUUAUCGGCUCUCAAUGAAGAGCAACAACAAUUGCUUGCCAAAGAACUCAUCCGAAAUACACCCGAAUAUAAAGCAGCGUGGGAAUUGGAGCUUUGGAAGAAGAGAGAAAAACAAGUGUACAAGAAACAAUUGGAACAAAAAGAAAAGCUUCACCUUCAGAAAGUGGAGGAAGCUCUCAAGAACGAAUACUCAAAGAAGGAAAAGCAACUUGCGGAACAAAAAGAAUUACUCAAACAAAAAGAAACCAAAUAUACACAAGCAUUAGAAGAACUGGAUAAGAGAGAGAAACAACUAAUACAAGUGGAACAAGAGCUGAGACGAAGAAAAACAGAGCUUGAAAGUGAUUUUGCUCGUAAACUGGAACAUAUGGAACAUGUCAUCAAAAUGGAGAAGGAAUCCUUCCAACAUCGAUUGCAACUGGAAACUCUCAAAAAUCAAGAAUUACAGAAAAGAAUAGAUCAACAACUCUCACAUGAUGUUAUGGAGCUCAAUGAAAAGAUAACUAAACUGCAAGUAGAGAAUGAAUCUUUGGAAUCCAAACUUCAUGAAACCACCAACUCUAAACAGAGCUACAAGCUGCAAUGGAAAAAAGUGACUGAGGAAUUACAAAGGAUCAAGAAAAAACACGAAUCAGAGUUAAGGAAACUUCAUCAACAAGUAAUGGCCUUACAUCAAUUGCAACAAGUCACACCUACCUCCAAUCCCUCUUUUCCCUUUCAAUAUCCAUUCGGCACCCCUUUUAAUUCUUCUAAUUAUCCAAUGAUGAUGAAUUCAAAUAAUUAUCCUUCAAAUCCUUCUUAUUUUGACUCUAACGUCAUUAGUCACCAUCAAGUAUCGAGCCAAGUUGGACGACCGUCAGAGAAACAGCAAGAAGAUGAAAUUAGUGCUCUGAAAAAUUUGAUAGCUGAUCUUCUCAAAAAAGAGGAACGAGAACAACAAAACAAGGUCGAACAUCAACAACAAGAAAAACACCUCAAUACAUCCUCUUCCAGCACUUUCUCUUCUGGUGAGGACUCAAGGAAUACUUCUACGACUCCUCCAAGAAAGAAGAGAGGGAAUGCAACUUCAAAACAAGAGUCACCACAUCUUGAUCGCUCCUAUGAAGGUGGUGACAUGGACAGUUCGAAUAAUGAAACGCAAGAUAUUUCAUUGGAUGCACAGACUUUUUCGAACACAUCACCCUCACAACAAUUUAAGGAAGAUGAACGAAGUAAGGAAGUGAAUCGUUUACUUAGGGAAAAAGCUAGACUUUUGAAAUCGGGUAUAUACAAUGAAAAGAGCGAUAUAAUAUUAGAACUAGAAAAGAAAAUUCAAUCGCUGUAA